Staurois parvus is the source of this 1104-nucleotide messenger RNA. The record is from the annotation of a GenBank genome assembly. Lineage: Eukaryota; Metazoa; Chordata; Amphibia; Anura; Ranidae.
CAGCAAAGAGGACCUUUACUUCAGAAAAACCCCAGAUCAAAGAAAGACCAACUAGUACUUCUCACAAUGAAGCUCCACUCCUUUGCCUGUAUCAGCAUCUUCCUACUCUCUCUAGGAGCCUCCCCAGUCCUUCUGCAGAAAGCUCCCAAGAAAAAGCCUCUCAACGCCAAUGGCUUGACGAAGUUGCCUCCCUGCUGCGAAGAGGUUCGAGACCUCAAAGUCCAGAUCGCCAAUCUGAGCAGCAUGCUGGAGGAGCUGACCAAGAAGCAGGAGACCGACUGGGUGAACGUGGUCAUGCAGGUGAUGAAGCUGGAGGGCAGCUACAAACAGAUGGAGACACGGGUGACAGACGCGGAGGGGAAGUACUCCGAGAUGAACAACCAAAUAGGAAUCAUGCAGUUGCAGGCAGCCGCCCAGACGCAAACUCAGACUACAGCAGACGCCCUUUACGACUGCUCGUCCCUCUACCAGAAGAAUUAUAGAAUCUCAGGUGUCUACAAAAUGCCUGCGGAUGAGUUUUUGGGGAGUCCAGAGCUGGAGGUCUACUGUGAUAUGGAGACCCAAGGAGGAGGAUGGACCCUCAUACAGAGGAGGAAAAUUGGCCUGACCUCAUUCAACAGAGACUGGAAGCAGUACCGGGAAGGCUUUGGCAAAAUUCGGGGAGAUUUUUGGUUGGGCAAUGAGCACAUCUAUCGCUUGACCAGAAGGCCGACCGUCCUGAGAGUAGAGUUAGAGGACUGGGAGGGCCGUGUCAGAUAUGCAGAAUAUGCCCAGUUCUACCUCAGUGACGAACAAAACAGUUAUCGCCUUUUCCUGGGCAAUUACAGCGGGAAUGCUGGCAGGGACUCUCUUCGCUAUCACAACAACACGGCCUUCAGUACCAAGGACAAGGACAAUGACAAGUGCUUGGAUGACUGCGCUGGACUGCGCAAAGGAGGGUACUGGUACAACUGCUGCACAGACUCCAACCUGAACGGUAUAUUCUAUCGCAAUGGAGACCACAACAAGCAUUCAGAUGGUAUCAGCUGGUACGGCUGGCAUGGGUCUUCCUAUUCUCUAAGGAGAGUGGAGAUGAAGAUACGACCUCAAGACUUCCAGCAAUGA